Molecule: messenger RNA, 1278 nt
Organism: Aspergillus fijiensis CBS 313.89
Lineage: Eukaryota; Fungi; Ascomycota; Eurotiomycetes; Eurotiales; Aspergillaceae
Exons: 3
Coding region: 1-1278 (425 amino acids)
Source: RefSeq, a predicted model, not a curated record
AUGAAGACAAAGGACACGAAGAGAUUUGCGACCUCUUCAGAAGACGACCGCCGCUGCUCUGUCCACAAAAAACCUGGUCGCACUCCACAGAAAACACACAGGCAGCACAAGCAAACCGGCCAGACAACGCGGGGUACCCGACUCCAGUCCCUGCCCAACUCUUCUGGCCAGGGCAGGGACAGAGCCCCUGCUUCUCAAACAAUCCGUGAUUAUGUUUACCCCAACCCUCUAUGCCACCGCUCCCACUGGCAUUUGUCCCAGGUCAGCAAUGACCAGGACGUGGUGAUGAGAGAUGUUUCCGGCCAGACAACGCGGGGUAUGCGCCUCCAGUCCCUGCCUAACUCUUCUGGCCAGGGCAGGGACAGAGCCCCUGCUUCUCAAAAACCUCGCUAUUCCAAUUCCCGACGCCGCCGCCCCCAACGGCGUCUGUCCCAGGUCAGCAAUGAUCAGGACGUGGUGAUGAGAGAUGUUUCCGGCCAGGCAACGCAGGGUAUGCGCCUCCAGUCCCUGCCUAACUCUUCUGGCCAGGGCAGGGACAGAGCCCCUGCUUCUCAAAAACCUCGCCAUUCUGAUUCCCGACGCUGCCGCUCCCAACGGCGUCCGUCCCAGGUCAGCAAUGACCAGGACGUGGUUAUGAGAGAUGUUCGUUGUGAGGUUAGGAAUACAACGCCUGCCUCCAAGCAACCCCCCCGCCCUGCGAAUCCCCGUUCCAUCCUUAAGGUCAGCAAUGGCCAGGAUGUGGUCAUGAAAGAUGUCUUCCUUCCCAAGAAAAAAGUACACUUUGCUGGUGCAGAAGUUCACCUCUUCCAUUGUUCCGAGCCCGAGAUCAUUUAUGACUCGGAUGUUGAGAUGGCUGAAGCCGAGGAUGAAGAUGUGGAGAUGGAGGACGCUGAUGUUGAGAUGGUCGAUGCCCCUGAGCUUCCCUGGUGGGUCAGCAAUGACCAGGACGUGAUGAUGGAAGAUGUGUUUCUUUCUCCAAAAAGGGCUCACUUUGAAGACGCUGAAUCUCAACCUCUCCAUGAUAUUCAGCCCAUGAUCAUGUAUGACCAAGACAUUGAGUUGUUUAACAUUCAAGAGGAUGUGGAUGUGGACAUGGAGGACGUUUUCCGUGCCCGCCGAAGAAUCCACUUAGCCGACUUUCGUUAUCAUUUCUCAACUGGCCGCAGUCCAAGGUCAGGACAGAGACUCUGCAUCUCAAAACCCUCAUCCUCCUACUUCCAGCCGCACCGUCCCAACUGGCACCAGGUCAACGUUGGGAGAGACUCCCUGGCCUGUUGA